Molecule: messenger RNA, 796 nt
Organism: Emiliania huxleyi CCMP1516
Lineage: Eukaryota; Haptophyta; Isochrysidales; Noelaerhabdaceae
Exons: 5
Source: RefSeq, a predicted model, not a curated record
CCGCCCGAAGAUGCUCUCAUUGCUCUCCCUCUACCCCCUUUCGCUCGCGCUGGCCACGAGCCGGCCUCCCGUGGGCGCCGCGCUCGAGGCCGCCGUCACUCCGAGCGACAUCUUUGCCGCGGCCGAGCGGAUCGACCCACCUUACCCGCCCUACGAGUUUUCGCACCGCCACAUGGAGCAGGACGUGCACCAGCGCAAGAGGCAGUCGCUCGCCUCGAAUGCGCUCGGCCGCCUGUCACGGCUCCUCGUGGGAGGCGGAUGUGAUGCCGCGCGGUCGGCGGCGCUGCGAGACGCGCGGCUCCCGCGGCUGCUGCUGUGUGCCGCCGUGCCGAGCGCGAGCGUUGCCGACGGCGCGUGCGCCUCGCUCGACACCGUGGUGGCGCGGCACGUCGCCACCAGCCUCGCUGCGCUCGCUGCCCUCUGCGCCGCCGACGCGGCCAGCAGCAGCAGCGUGCAUGGCGGAGCCGCCUCCGAGGAGCUGCGCCCGCUGUGCGGCGGCGCCCGGCUGCUAGCGGACCGGGCCGACGCCCUCGCCGAGCGCAUGAGCCUCGCCAGCGCCGUCUCCUCGCGGUGGGCGGCACGCCGCCUCUUCGGGACCGACGCGGCGGUGCCUCGGCUCGACGCGCGGGCCGCCGAGCUGCCGUACGACGUGCUGCCCGGGCUGGUGGCGCUGCCGGCGGCGGAGGAGGGGGCACCCGCUCCGCGGGCGUGGCUGCCGUCCGUGGCGCGCCUCGCAGGCAGGCUGACGGCGGAGGGUUUCGCUUCGGUGAUCCCGUUCGAGCAGCAGGAGCUGCUC